Phytophthora infestans T30-4 is the source of this 2231-nucleotide messenger RNA. RefSeq lists its product as uncharacterized. The transcript is spliced from 4 exons. Lineage: Eukaryota; Oomycota; Peronosporomycetes; Peronosporales; Peronosporaceae. The coding region runs from base 15 to 2231 and encodes 738 amino acids. The record is from RefSeq and is a predicted model, not a curated record.
CUGCUCGUAAGUGCAUGGGUCCGUUGGAGGAGAGCGCACAGUCAUCGUUCUCUCUACCCGAGACCAACAAGGCCCUGGCCUUUGACAUGGGCGUGCGUCUGUGGCGCAUGGAGGUCGCUCUCGCCACGCGGAAGCUGCUGUCGCUAGGCCAUGCGUACGAGGUCCACUAUUCGCUGCCUCGCAGCCCCGUCACGAACCUGGCAUUGGCCACGCAUUUUGGCCUCUCGGUGUCUGCUCUCAUGGACUCUCACGUGUUUCGCGUACAGAAGACUGAGGCGCCCCGGUAUCCGAUGGAAUUUAUUGAUGAACUGGCUGAUGGAUACACUGAUCCCAUUUACACAAUCGAAUCGGAUGAUUUUUUAGUCGGCAUGGACGUACAAGAUUUCCUCCUCUGUCCCAGAAAACUCAAGCAGCUGCAUAAGGACGUAGCAGCAGUGGGAGCAGAGAUCAGGGUCAAGUACGAUCAGGACAGAUCUGCCAAAAGGACGGUGGUGCUGCGCUUUAUACGCAUGGGGAUGUCGGUGCAGCCCGAUCCGAGACAGGGACGCACUCCAGGACGCAUGCUACGUGCUCUAGAUGAGAUACUGAUACAUCACCAGCAGCUAGUAAAACGUUAUGAUGCGAUGAUUCAGCAGGAUCGAAUGGCAGUGCAACGACUGCACUCAGCAAAAAAAAUGCUGAUGUACGUCAAGACUUUCACUGGAGACACGCGAAAGACCUUGAUAGCGGAUAGGACCUUCCAGCUUACCGACAAGUUUCUGCAUUGGUAUGAUGCGAUCACGGCCGAAGAAGCUGAACAUUUAGUUUCUGUGGAAAAGGAUAUCGUCAUGGCCGAUGCGGAGGGGCUGGAACAGGCCGUUGAAGACAUGACGGUCGAUAUGCUACCAGGACGACCUGAAGACGAGAGCUACAACAGCAAACCUGCUUUAACACUGUGUCCGAAACACUCGCAACCAUCGAAGUCACGCCUCGCGAAAAGACGAGUAACAUUUGCAAUGGAUAUUGCUACACCUCAGCAGACUAGAGCAGCGAAGCAAAAUUUUACGUGUGCCAAUGCUCCAACGCCGUCCCUGGCUCCUUCCCCCGAGUAUCAGGAGAGACAACUGAGUGGUAUUGACACUGCUGCCAAACCCAGGACCUUCGGUUGUGACGAAGGCCGAUCGUAUCUACUGGCCUUGGUCUGUCCUAAUGUUGACAUUGUGUCAUCGAUUGAAGAGCUAUCUAGUGCUGCUCAAACUGUUCCAGUGCUGAAGAUGAGCAAGGACUUUACAUUGGCGGCAGGACUUAAGCUUCGGCGCGAGCUGAAGAAAGUUGGGGCUCAGUACAUCGCUCGCGUCCGUUUAGGGCAUUUAUCAUUCGAUUGCUCAGAUAAUGAAACCAGAAAGGUGAAGGAUGCGGCUUUCAACUAUCUCGUCGCUAAGAAGAUUGUGUGGUUUCACGAAAAACCUAGCCGGGAUCCUGACGAUGGUGUUUAUGAUAUAGUGGCGUACAUCCAAGAAUUUCCUCUCAUCUGUAGGCGAGGGUCAUCUUUCCCAAGCACGAAAAGCGAAGUUGUUGACGCACUUAUGGCGUUCCUGAUGGAAUUGAUCGAUCAAUAUGAGGAGAGCCUGAUGCGGGGCGGCGCAGAACAGAUCAAGAGUGAAUCUGAACCUGCUACCAGUGAAAGGACUCAGCCUCACCAAGAUAGCUCAUAUGAGCUCAAUGACGACGAUGAGAUGGCCAGUGUACACGAAAAUGGGUACGAUGGGAUGACCGAUAGACAAGAGAGCACCCGAAUCGCCGAAAACGGGGAGAGCAGGGACACAGAGCUAAGGUCUAUGGGUAUUUUGAAGAAGCGGCGCUAUGCCCCACAUGCAAAGGAGUAUUAUGAAGACGCGCGUGGUGCUCCUCGUCCUCGCAUAUCGUAUGCAGCACCAGAAUCACAAGCACCAGUGCAUGCACCACGCGAGGAAAGAAACACUGAGCGAGUUAAUGACAGUGCUGCAACGAAUCCAGCAAGCUUAUUUAUGGAGGACCGAAGCGGAUCAGAUAUUACCCGUGAUGCCCCCCCUGUCCGCUCCGAAGAUGAAGUCGCCAAGGCGAAGUCGGAUAUCUAUCAAGAGCUUUUAGUGCUUCUCUUCCGAGAUCGAGAAAAGGUUAUCGCAACCAUCAGAGCAAUUGUGUGGGAUCUGGGUGUCAGAUCGGAAAAAAUUCGGCUAUCGUCGAGUUUCACGGUAAACACUUGUACCUAA